Morus notabilis is the source of this 1090-nucleotide messenger RNA. RefSeq lists its product as uncharacterized. The transcript is spliced from 3 exons. NCBI's taxonomy places the organism in Eukaryota, Viridiplantae, Streptophyta, Magnoliopsida, Rosales, Moraceae. The annotation marks the transcript as partial. The record is from RefSeq and is a predicted model, not a curated record.
CGGACGGCGAACCGGUGCGUGCUUUUUGCGGCGAACUCUACGAUCGUCACCGACCGGGGUGUUGACAUCUACACGAUAAGCUUUCCGGAGACAAUCUUCGAGUUUGAUUCCAUUAAGAAGUUCACGCAAUCCCAGGCGGUUUUCUUGGAGGCCACGCUCGUCUUGGUUCUGUCGUGGCUUCUUUACUGCUUUUCGCUGAGGUUUAUGAAACUGGGCAAUGAUGGAAGAAGCAUUUGGUUUAGGCUCAGAUGGUGGAUUAGCAGAUUGGACAUUUGUUUCGCCACUAGGCAUUGGCUGGAAGAUCAGAAGGUGGUUAAGAAGAGAAAAACAGAACUUGGUGGAACUUUCUCAAUAGCAAGUUGGAUACUCUUCAUUGGUUUAUUUGCUGCAUUGUUAUACCAAAUCAUAUCUAGGAGAUCCAUUGAGGUGCAUAAUGUGAGAGCAACAAAUGCGCCUGACUUGGCAUCUUUCAUCAAUGACAUGGAGUUUAAUAUCACCGCUAUUUCUAGUAUGAGCUGCUCGAACUUGCGAAAUCUCAGUAGUUUAGUUAUUGGAAGUCCCGGGUUUAUCGACUACAGAGUUGCUCCUUUAUCAAAUUUCGGGAAUUACUCGUGCCAAAAUACUAGUGAAGGACCUACUGUUAUACUUAGAUGCAACGGUUGUCAACCAAUUCGAGACGAUUUGUACAUUUCCUGGCAAUUUGUUGAUCUUCCCAACAGCCCUGCAGCUGCUGUUGGAUUUCAGUUCAACCUUACCACUAGGAAUCAUUACAACAAGAAACAUAUGAGUUAUGUUAGUGGAAUACUAAAGAAUUGGACUUCUUUUGAUAACAGACCAGUUACCUUCAGAGGAAGGAAUACAAACAUAUUGAAAUUCAGUUUAUUUCCGCGAAUUUACCGUAAUCUAAAGGACCUAAGGCUCAUCCAACCUCUAUUUCAUGAGUUUGUCCCUGGGUCUCAUUUUUACGACACACAACAGCUCCAAACAUCCUUGGCUAGCUCAAAUGAUGGACUGCUCAACACCACGGUAUACGUCAAUUUUCUUUCUGCCUACAUUGUAGAGAUAGAUGCUCAAAAUAUUAUGGGUCCUG